AAAUCGGGUGAAGCGUUGUUGAACUUCGUUUGUCGACAUUAGCUAUGGCGGAUGGCAGUCAGCUGCGGAUAAUACUUUGACAUUUGAAGUUGCUCGAUAUUUGUUUGCUACUGUGUAUGUAAUGAUAGCGAAAAAUGUGUGGGGAGUCGUGCCGCGAAUUCUUUCAGAAAUGGCGGAUGUGGAUAAGACCUGUCGUAGUGGUUAUUUAUGUUCUUGUAAUAGUUGUAGUAUUACCAGUACUUCUUGUAAAUGCUAUGAACAAUGGUUUCACGAAGGAAGACCAAGGGACACUCGUUGGUGGAGUCUUUGCAUUAAUGGCCUUACCCAUCUCGAUAUGGGAAAUCAUUCAGCAUAUGGUAUUUUACACAAAACCGCAUCUACAGAAGCACAUUAUCAGGAUACUAUGGAUGGUUCCAAUAUAUGCACUGAAUGCUUGGAUAGGUCUUCUCUGUCCACAGCAGUCAAUUUAUUAUGAUAGUCUCAGAGAAUGUUAUGAAGCAUAUGUUAUAUACAAUUUUAUGACAUAUCUUUUAAAUUAUCUGAAUGCUGAGAUGGAUCUGGAGGCCAAUCUAGAACUGAAGCCACAAGUGCACCACAUCUUCCCCCUGUGCUGUCUUGGUCCAUGGGAAAUGGGAUGGGAGUUCAUUCACAUGUGUAAACAUGGAAUCUUACAGUAUACUGUGGUACGGCCUUUAACAACAUUCAUCUCUUUUAUUUGUGAGCUGAAUGGUGUAUACAACGAGGGUGAAUUUCGAGCGGAUGCUGCAUUUCCCUACAUGAUAGCUAUCAACAACUUUUCACAGUUCAUUGCUAUGUACUGUUUGGUGCUAUUCUACCGUGCUAACCGAGAGGAGCUCAACCCUAUGCACCCUAUUGGAAAGUUCCUGUGCAUUAAAGCUGUAGUGUUUUUCUCAUUCUUCCAAGGAGUAAUUAUAGCAAUACUUGUGUACACUGGAGUUAUAUCAUCUGUAUUUGAUGCCUCAGAUCAUGAUACAAUUAAGGACAUCUCAUCAAAAUUGCAGGAUUUCCUGAUCUGUAUUGAGAUGUUCUUGGCUGCCAUUGCACAUCAUUAUUGCUUCUCAUACAAGGAUUAUGUCAAUCCUAACUCUGAACAGCUGUCAUGCUGCACAGCUUUCCUUGCAAUGUGGGAUGUAUCUGAUGUUCGACGAGACAUAAAAGAACAUCUAGAGGUAGUAGGAAGUUCACUCAGUCGACGUAUAAGAGGGCGUGGUGCAUACCGGUAUGCUGCAGGCAGUGCGUCGGAAAGUUCGCGCUUGUUGGUUCCAGCACCUGAGGCUUCACCAGCUGCUGACACCAGUAGGAGUGCUCCUGCACGCCUGAUUGAACAACGCACAAGCUAUGAGAGUAUUUCAUCUCCAGAUGCUAUCUCUCCUAAACAAAGUGCCCAGCCUGUGGAUGAACAAGAUCCACUUAUUGAUUUUAGUCCAGAUGAAGCACAGCCUGCUUCAAAGUUCCCUCAGUCCUAGUCAUCAGAUUUCACUUUCCAGAGAGAGGGAAGUGCAGUGAAAAAAGACAUUUAAGUAUGAAUCGAGAAAUUAUACAUAGAAGAGCAGGAUAUAUAAUGGUAAUUUUUAAUGUAAUUGAGUUCACUGCUGAAUUUUUUAUUGCAUGUGCUCAACUUUUAGAUGGGUCUUGUUUAAUAUGCAAUUUCUUUAUUCUAUACUAAACAAAAUAACUUUGCCAAGUAGUGGAGCUAAAUAAAGAAGUUCCUUUAACAAA
This is a messenger RNA of Schistocerca nitens (vagrant locust), 1740 nucleotides long. Its product is annotated as transmembrane protein 184C. The transcript is spliced from 8 exons. Gene Ontology annotation, molecular function: transporter activity. The record is from RefSeq and is a predicted model, not a curated record. Gene Ontology annotation, biological process: transport. NCBI's taxonomy places the organism in Eukaryota, Metazoa, Arthropoda, Insecta, Orthoptera, Acrididae. Bases 135 to 1487 code for a protein of 450 amino acids.